AUGCCCCAGCCACCUUGGUGGGUCCUGCAGGUGCAGCCUCACAUGGAGGAGCUGACAGAGCUGUACCGGGAGCUGAGCCAGCACCCAGGGCUCAGUGCCGCCUGCCUCGGCCCUGACCUCACCACCCAGUACGGGGGCAAGUACUGCAGCCUCUACACUGAGUGGUCACAGCGGGACCUGGCAAGGGGCGAGAGCACCAAAUUCUGCCGCCAGUACCUCAUCUUCCAUGAUGGAUCCUCCAUCGUGUACUCAGGGCCUGCUGGCACCUGCUCUGAGAUCAAGGGCGAGCUGCUGAGCCGUGAGUCCCCCAGCGGGAUGCUGAAGGCUGUUCUGCGUGAGGUGCCCAGCAAGGAGAAAGAGAAGAAGCAGUUCCUGGAGGUCUGGGAUCAGAACCACAAGGUGAAGAGCAUCGACCUGACAGCCCUGGACAAGCAUGGCAGCAUCUAUGAUGAUGACCAGUUUGGGUGCCUCGCCUGGUCACACUCAGAGACCCACCUGCUCUAUGUGGCGGAAAAAAAGCGUCCCAAGGCUGAGUCCUUCUUCCAGAGCAGAGCCCCCGAGCUGGGCACCUCUGACGAGGACGUGGGGCACCCCAAGAAGAAGGAUCUGCCCCUCAAGGGUGAGCAGUUUGUGUACCAUGAGGACUGGGGGGAGACGCUGAGCACCCGCAGCACGCCUGUCCUUUGCAUCUUGGACAUCGAGGGCAGCAGCAUCUCAGUGCUGGAGGGCAUCCCAGAGCACCUCUCUCCUGGCCAGGCUUUCUGGUCCCCCAAGGAUACUGGUGUGGUGUUUGUGGGCUGGUGGCAUGAGCCCAGCACCCCCGUGACACCCCUCUGUCCCGGCAGGUCAGCACUCUUCUAUGUGGACCUCAUGGGCGGGAGAUGCGAGCUGCUCUCUGAGGACACCAGGGCCGUGUGGUCCCCACGGCUCAGCCCCGACGGUUGCCGCAUUGUCUACCUGGAGAAUGACAUCCUGGGCCCCCACCAGCAGUGCAGCCGCCUCCGCAUGUACGAUUGGUACACCAAAUACACCAGCACGGUGCUGGAGACCGUGCUGCGGCAGUCAUGGGGCACCUUCCCUGGCAUCUACUGCAGUGCACUGCCAGGGCUAUGCUGGGCAGCUGACAGCCGCAGGAUCCUGCUGGACACGGCCCAGCGCAGCCAGCAGGACGUGUUUGUGGUGGACACAGCGACAGGUGACACAACAUCACUGACAGCCAAUGCCCCCCAGGGAAGCUGGUCUGUCCUUACCAUUGACCGGGACAUCUUGGUGGCCAGGUUCUCCACCCCUAGCUGCCCCCCGACAUUGAAAGUGGCAAUCCUGCCGAACGCUGGCCAUGAGGCACAGGCACAGUGGGUCUGUCUGCAGGACACACUCCCCGUGCCCGGCAUCAGCUGGGGCAUCCGCACCUUGCAGCCCCCACCAGAACAGGAGAACCCCCAGUAUGGGGGCCUGGAUUUUGAUGCCAUCCUGCUGCGCCCAAGCGAGGGUCCUGCUGUCCAGAAGCCCCCCCUGAUAGUGAUGCCCCAUGGGGGUCCCCACUCUGUCUUCACGGCUGGGUGGAUGCUGUACCCAGCGGCACUGUGCCGCCUCGGCUUUGCUGUGCUGCUGGUGAAUUACCGUGGUUCGCUGGGCUUCGGCCAGGACAGUGUGGCCUCCCUGCCAGGCAAUGUAGGCACACAGGACGUGCACGACAUGCAGUUCUGUGUGGAGCGGGUGCUGCAGGAGGAGACCCUGGAUGCCAGCCGGGUGGCACUGGUGGGCGGCUCACACGGGGGCUUCCUGGCAUGCCACCUAAUCGGACAGUUCCCUGACACCUACCGUGCCUGCGUGGUCCGCAACCCUGUGGUGAACAUUGCCUCCAUGGUGUCCACCACCGACAUCCCUGACUGGUGCCUGACGGAGACUGGGCUGCCCUACUCACCUGUUGCCCUACCAGACCCAGCCCAGUGGACGGAGAUGCUGCACAAGUCACCCAUGCGCUAUGUCAACCAGGUCCGUGCACCCGUGCUGCUGAUGCUGGGGGAAGACGACCGGCGUGUGCCCCCCAAGCAGGGGCUGGAGUAUUACCGUGCCCUCAAGGCCUUGGGGGUACCCACACG
Molecule: messenger RNA, 2102 nt
Organism: Acanthisitta chloris (rifleman)
Lineage: Eukaryota; Metazoa; Chordata; Aves; Passeriformes; Acanthisittidae
Gene: APEH
Product: acylaminoacyl-peptide hydrolase
Exons: 20
Biological process (GO): proteolysis
Molecular function (GO): serine-type endopeptidase activity
Source: RefSeq, a predicted model, not a curated record